CUCACUUUAUUACUCUGGAACCUAUUUUACAAUUGUGUCUCAUUGCUUUUGUACAAUCUUCUGGCUUUUCUUCCAACUAUUCACAUCAUGAGAGUUCUGGUCCCCUUAGUGGUGUCUAGCAUUGGCUGGGCCCUGGUUGACGCCCUUCCACAUGGUAGCGCCGCUUUCACAGAAGUACCGUUAACCAACACCACUGGGGUGACUGUCACGGUCUCGGUUCCCGGCUGCACAACCACGACCAUCACUCUUGCAAGGUCUUGUACCUCGUGGGCACCUUUCCCUUCUUGGGCUCCGACUCAGUCAGUUGUGGAAGGAGAGACCUCCGUCGACCGGGCACAGGGCUCCGUCACCUACACCACGGAUACCCAGGGACAGCCUGUUUCGUCCACUUUGCCUCCGCUCGUUAUCCCAACUAGUUUUGUCUUAACCGAGACAGAGACCGCGACUUGGUACUCUGAUUAUAUUUCCAGCGUGGAGCCGACGGUGACAGAAACCAUCCUUCCUUCGUCGAGAACAACAUUGUCCAGUGAUGCCAUCCCGACAUGGACCAACUCGAGCGUGACCGUUACUGUUACUGCUACGCAGACGCAGACAGAGACGACGACAGAACAAACCACUCUCCAUUCCAUCAGCACAGCACAACCAUCUGAUGCCGAGCCGUCUGAGUCACAGUCCACAGUCACGCGCACAGUUGUUGUCGUGGUGACGACGGUAGUCUCAACCACUACGUAUACCCCAUCCACGUCCAGCUCGGCCUUCUUCGAAGUCUCGAGUGCGCUGCCCGUCUUCUCGGACAGUGUUUCGAGUUCGGCUCUUCUCAACUAUCCGACGGAAACCUCCGGCGGGAUACUCAUCACGUCGACAUCGUAGCCGACGCAAAACAUCCAGGUACCCUGUCAUACCGGUGAGGAGGCUCAUAGAGAUGUCUUGUCUGAGGAGGGAGCGGCCUCGGCUCCUUCCCGCAGCUUCCUUAGGGCGAGCGAAUAACAGAUGAGGCUGGGGUAUGCACGGAGUCGGGUUUCAAAUCGGGCUUUUCGUACAUGUUGAGAGGGUCUGGACAUUGACUGGACAAAUUUAUGCGUAAUUUUGUGAAUGAGGAACUCGCGCAGGUCCGGGUCUGUCGUGCAAUAUGGCUGGCGGUAGACAGGAAGAAAAGACGGUAGUCCUAUAAGUCCCCACCCCGGCUUUUGGAACACCCCC
Messenger RNA from Sodiomyces alkalinus F11, 1200 nucleotides. RefSeq lists its product as hypothetical. Lineage: Eukaryota; Fungi; Ascomycota; Sordariomycetes; Glomerellales; Plectosphaerellaceae. The record is from RefSeq and is a predicted model, not a curated record. The transcript has 2 exons. Bases 88 to 870 code for a protein of 260 amino acids.